AUGCAGACCACACAGUCUCCACAACAACCACUAGCAGUGGUGGGAAUGGCUUGUCGCCUUCCCGGCAAUAGCAACUCUCCCACCGCUCUCUGGCGUUUCCUCGAACAAGGCGGCAUCGCUAGCACCGAGCCCCCAUCCUCUCGCUUCAAUCUCCACGGCCAUGAGGAUGGCACCAAGCGCAUCCGCACUAUGCGCUCUCCUGGAGGCAUGUUCCUAGAGAACAUCGACCCCGCUGACAUUGAUGCUCAGUUCUUUGGUCUCUCACGGGCCGAGGCCACCGCCAUGGAUCCUCAGCAACGGCAGUUGCUCGAAGUCGUAUACGAAGGGCUGGAAAAUGCUGGUAUCACAUUAGAGUCUCUCCGGAAUCAGCCCGUGGGCUGCUUCGUGGGCUCGUAUGCGUCCGACUGGGGUGAUAUGCAGGGUAGAGACCCGGAGGACCGCGUCCCCAAUGCCACGGUUGGUGUUGGGCGUGCCAUGCUCAGCAACCGGCUGAGCCAUUUUCUGAACAUCAAGGGGCCGAGUAUGACCAUUGAUACAGCCUGCUCCGGCAGUUUAGUCAGUCUCGACAUUGCCGCUCGAUACUUGCAGACCGGCGAGAUUGAUACUGCCAUUGUAGCCGGCUGCAAUCUGUACAUGAGUCCCGAGCACUGCAUCGACAUGAGCAAUCUGUCAGGUGCCGCCUCGCCCUCGGGCCGGUGCCAUACCUUCGACGCCAAAGCCGACGGUUACAUCAAGGCUGAAGCAGUCAACAUGGUCAUUCUCAAGCGCUUACCCGAUGCCCUGCGCCAGAACGACCCCAUCCGCGCCAUUGUGCGGGGAUCCGCCACGAACAGUGACGGCUGGACCGCCGGCAUCGCUAGUCCCAGCCCCGAGGCGCAGGCCGCCGCGACCAGACAGGCGUACCGGAAUGCAGGCAUCUCUAACCUCAAUGACACAAGUUAUGUUGAGUGUCAUGGUACGGGCACUCGCGCGGGGGACCCGAUUGAAGUCAACAGUGUAGCCUCUGUCUUUUGUGCCACCCGCACGGCAGAGCGGCCCCUACUCAUCGGCUCAAUCAAAAGUAAUGUCGGUCACUCAGAGCCAGCUGCAGGACUCUCUGGGUUAAUCAAAACGAUAAUGAGCCUGGAAAAGGGCUGUAUCCCCGGCAACCCUACUUUCGAGACACCCAACCCGGCUAUUAACUUCGAGGCCCUCAAAACUCGUGCCUUUCAGCGAACGAUCCAAUGGCCAGAUGUGCCGUUUCGUCGUGCCAGUGUCAACUCCUAUGGAUAUGGCGGGUCCAAUGUCCAUGUCAUCCUGGAUGAGGCUGGUACGUCGGUGCCUCCAUCAGAGGUCUCAUUCAAAUCGUCAUACCUGACAGAUGACGACGAUUUGUUUGCGGAUCAGGAGCAGGAAAGCUUCCACCUGCUGGUAUUUUCGGCCAACGACGAGGCCUCGCUGAAAGCAACGGUACAGCGCCUGCAGAUGCACCUGGUCAGGCCGGAAGUACGAGUCUCAUUACCGGACCUCGCCUACACCUUGUCGGAACGGCGGACUCGUCACUUCCACCGCGCAUAUCUCGUCUCUAAUACCCCCACAGUCGAUCAGCAUGCCCUGAUCUACGGUAAGCUACGGUCCAACGUCCCAAAAGUAGGCUUUAUCUUCACCGGUCAGGGAUCUCAAUGGCCGCAGAUGGGGAAGGCCCUGGUCGACACGUUCCCGUCUUCCCAACGACUGCUGCGGCAAUUGGACGCAGUGCUACAGACACUUCCCCAUCCUCCCCAGUGGAGCUUGUAUGGUAUCGAUACGAGCCCUCUCCUACAGCAGAUUCUCCAGCGUCACUCUGGGGCCGUUGCUCUGGCCUGUAUCAACUCUCCGCAAAGCGUGACUCUAUCGGGCCACGUUUCAGCUCUUGAGACCGUGUGCCACCAGCUCCAUGAGCACGGCCAUUUUGCGCGUCUGCUGCAGGUGGACCUGCCGUACCAUUCUCCCUUUAUGGCUGACAUUGCAGCCCACUACAAAAGCUUGCUAGAUGCUAGGGAGCCGGAUUCGUCGUCUCCAGCUUCGCCGCGGCGCCGCGGUGCUAAGUUUUUUUCAUCCGUCACAGGGUGCGAGAUGCAGGGUUCCGUGGACAACGCGUAUUGGGAAGCGAAUAUGAGGUUACCAGUGCACUUCAGCGAGGCAGUAGAAGCUAUGCUGACCGAUGCGGAUCCUGUGGAUUUCCUCAUCGAAGUAGGACCCAGCGGGGCCCUGGCUGGACCCGUCAAGCAGAUACUCAAAGCAUUGCCAUCCAAUGGUGCUGGCAUUGAAUACCACGCCGCCUGCAGACGAAACUCUUUCGAGCCAACUGCAUUGUUCGACGUGGCUGGACGGCUUUUCCUGGCUGACGGCCCGAUCAAUAUCAAUCAAGUCAAUACCACAGCCCGGGCCGAAAGUGCCCGCGACAGCAAACCUGCGGUUCUUGUUGAUCUCCCGAACUAUAUGUGGAACCAUGCAACUAAGUACUGGUGGGAAAGCCAGGCCAGCCGGGAUUGGCGCUUCCGCCGAUACCCAAACCACGAUCUGCUCGGUGGCAAGGUCCUAGGGACCCCAUGGACGGCCCCGGUGUGGAAGAAGCUACUGCGCCUGCCUGAGCUUACUUGGUUGUUGGACCACCGAAUCGGGGGUCAGGUGCUUUUCCCGGCAGCGGGCUACAUCGCCAUGGCGGUCGAGGCAGCCUUCCAGAUGGGUCAAUCGCGAGGGUUCAUCGACCAAACCUUGCAGGUUCAUAACGUGGCGUACCGGCUUCGCAAUGUCACCUUCAUGAAAGCGAUGGUCCUGGAGGAGGGCACUGACCAGCGCAUCAUGCUCACCCUUACCCCUGAAGACGAACGCGCGGAUUCGUGGCACCAUUUUACUGUAUUAACGCUACAUGAGGACGCUACCACGACCCGCCAUUGCUCUGGUAUGAUCAUGCUAGAGACUCCUUACGAUGAAGAUGCUCCUUGGGAGGCUAUUAAGCCAUUAGAAUACCCCAUGCCCGCACAAGCCUGGUACAAGGCCCUCCGGGAUGUCGGGUACUCAUUUGGCCCUUCGUUCCAGUCACAACUGGAGGUCGAGGCCGUGGCCGGUCAGCGAACCAACCGAGGCUUGGUUUCCUUUUCAGAGCCCCCGUCUUCUUACCCUCAGUCGCCUUACUCAAUCCACCCCGUGGCGAUCGAUGGCUGUCUUCAGUCCGGAGCUGCCUCGCUGUGGCAGGGCAUCCGCAGCGCUGUGGGCGGUGCUCUGGUGCCUGCCGUGAUAGAUGAUCUUCUCAUCAACGCCCGGGACGUUGCGGCAGUGCCAGUUGCGGUUGCAGCAGCCUCAGCUGAGUUCUCUGGAGUGGGCAGCCCCGAGGAAGCCCACAACUACCAUUCACAUAUACAGGUCUUUGACCCGGCCAGUAAACGGCUACUGCUUAAGGUCACGGGCUUGUGGUACCACAAACUCGACGCUAGCCCCGAGUCCCCUGAAAGGCAGCAUACCUUCAUGCGUUUGCACUGGAAGCCGCAGAUGUCCACCUUGAGCGACGGGCAGAUGCGUACCCUGAUUCAGGCUCGUCGUUCGCUGCAAAAGCCCAGGCCACAACACGAUCCAUCAUCGCCAUCACAAAAGCAGUGGACCCUUAUGGAGCUCCUUCUUCACGAGAAGCAUUCCCUUCAAGUGGUGGAGUUCAGCACGCUGCCAUUUGAGGAAAGUGUCGGGCGGGAUAUGUUCGACGGCGAUCUGUCCCUCGGCGAGGGAAAUUGCAAAUACCAGUUCAUGCCGAAAAAUCUGGCUUCGCUGCGUGCCUCGCAGGCUUUGCUGUCGGAAACGUACCCUCAGGCUCAGAUGAACAUGCUCGAUGUGACCAAGCCUGAUGUAGAUCUGUCCAUGCUACCUGACAUGCUUGAUUUGGCGAUCCUUCAGCUGGGGCCCGUCUCUAGCGCUGACUUGACGAAUGCGCUGGCUAAUGUCAGGCGGGCCAUGACACCGACAGCAUAUCUGUUGGUUUUAGGAACCGGUGAGGACAGCGAUUCUGGCAGCUCGGACUGGUCGAUGGUCGGAGGUUCAUCGUCCCAGAUUCUUGACUUACUGCGUGGCCAAGGCUUCGAGCGAGUGGUUCCCCUUGCACCGGAAAUCUUGUCAGAGGACACGGUAUUUCUCGCUCAGCUUUCAUCGGACAAGACCAUUGUCUCCCCUCCGCUUGCGACGACUUCAGAGGUAACAGUACUUCAUCUCACCCCGGAGGAUAAGCCACUAGUAAAACAGCUGGCCAUCGCCGGGAAAGCGCCGAGCGAGCAACGCCUCCCCCUUCCCGCUGCGGCUAUCGCGCCCAGCUCAGUCGUUGUGAUCGUGGACGAGGUUUAUUCGGCGACCCUGAGUGAGGUAACACCCAUACAAUGGCAGGCAAUUCAGCACCUCACUGCGUCGGGCUGUAAGAUUUUGUGGGUGACAAGCGGCGCCCAACUAGAUGUGACACAUCCAGAUCGCUCCCUGGCCUACGGCAUGUCAAGGGUCAUCCGUGCCGAAGACCCCUGCGUGAACUUCACUCUGCUGGAUGUCGAAUCCGCCGUCAGCACUGGCUCCCUGGAAGCAAUCUGCCGGACCAUUCUCUCCCUUCAGCAGGGCCAUCAGACGCAGGACCACGAAUUCGUCGAGCGCGAUGGGGUGGUGCACGUCAGCAGGGUCUACCCAGACACACAGAUGAACGCAGACGCCGAAAAAGAAGACGCCAUCACCACCGCCGCCGCCCUCCCGCCAGCCCAGCAGACCCAGAACCUUCACGAACAUCCCUCGUGUGUGCGACUGGUCUGCCGACAACCGGGCAAGCUCCAAUCGCUCUGCUUCGCCGAAGUCUCCAGCUCCCCCGUCCCUCUCCCAGAUGACUUCAUUGAAGUCGAGAUGCAUGCGGCGGGGCUUAACUUCAAGGAUGUGGCGACUUGCUUGGGGAUCGUGCCUGAGAAUCCUUACCUCUUGGGCCUCGAGGGCGCUGGUGUGAUCUGCCGGCUUGGUAAGGGAGUCACCUCGUUUCGCGUCGGACAGCGAGUCCUCGUCAACCGCCGUGGUAGCUUUGGAAACAAGGUCCAAUGCCCCGUGCAGGGCGCGCACGCCAUCCCAGACAGCAUGAGCUUCGAGGAAGCUGCUUCCUUGCCGGUCGUCUACUUGUCCGUGAUCCGCGGCCUCUUCGACCUGGCCAACCUCCAGCGCGGCCAGUCUGUGCUUAUCCACUCCGCAGCUGGCGGCGUCGGGCAGGCCGCCAUUCAGAUCUGCCAGGCCAUGGGUGCCGACAUCUAUGCCACAGUGGGUAACGACGCAAAACGCGCAGUGCUGACCCAGCAGUAUAACAUCCCACCGGAGCGUAUAUACUCCUCGCGGACGGCGGCCUUUGCGCCGCGCAUUUGGGAGGCAACACGCGGCCGUGGCGUGGACGUCAUCCUGAAUACACUGACCGGCCGACUGCUGGACGAGUCGUGGCGCAUUGUCGCGGCCGGCGGGUGUCUCGUCGAGCUUGGCAAGAAGGAUAUCCUUGGCCGGCGUUCGUUAUCCAUGGAGCCCUUCAAUCGCAACGCCUCCUAUCGCGCGUUGGAUAUGUCGCAUGACAGUAUCAGCAAUCCACUAACCUCACGCUCGGUUAUUAGACUCAUGACCAAGAUGUUUGAGCUGCUUGCUUCUGGCAGUAUCAGGCCCAUCGAGCCCCGCACUGUCUUCCCCUACCGGGACAUCGCCGGGGCCAUCCGGUACAUGCGAGGAGGCGAACAUAUAGGAAAGAUCAUUAUCUCGCGGGAGGCGCCGGACAACGAUCCCAACGUGCCGAUUGUGCCUGCACCCACGCAGCUUCAGUUACGCGACGAUGCCACCUACCUCAUCGUGGGAGGGCUCCGCGGCCUAUGCGGCAGUCUGGCCGUCUACCUCGCCUGCCACGGAGCCAAGCACCUUGCUGUGAUGUCCCGCAGUGGCUUCGAGGAUUCACGGUCACGCAGCGUAAUCCGCGACCUCAUCUCCUUGGGAACUCGCGUCGAGCUGGUGCAGGGCGACGUCUCGUGCCUCAAGGAUGUGCGGCGUGCGUUCCGACAAGCCGUGAAACCAGUGAGAGGGAUCAUUCAGGGUGCAAUGGUUUUGAAGGACAAGAUAUACACCUCCAUGACAGUCGACGGCUUCCGCGACGUCCUCCCCUGCAAAGUUUCCGGCACGUGGAAUCUUCACGCGGUCGCCCAGGAGCAGGGCGGCGUUGACCUGGAUUUCUUCACUCUCCUUUCCAGCAUUUCCGGACUGGUGGGCCAGAAGGGCCAGGCCAACUACGCGGCGGCCGGUGCGUUCCAGGACGCUUUCGCCACGUACCGGCGCGAUCGGGGGCUGGCAGCUUGCGCUGUGGACCUGGGCGUUAUUGAGGACGUCGGCUACAUCAGCGAGCGCCAGGAGAUUGCCACCCGGCUGGACAUCAACAUCUGGACGCCGAUCAAUGAGGCCCUCUUGCAUCGGAUUCUGCGGGCGUCGAUUCUGGAUCAGCAUAACGUGCAAGCUAGGGAAAACCCGACAGCCACAGCUCAGAUCAUCACAGGCAUCCCUUUUCCCCAGCCUGAGGGCGCAAUGCUGUUGCGCGAUGCGCGGUUCGGGGCACUAGCGGCGAAAGAAGGGAGUGCGGCGACGGCGGCGGGGAAGCACGGCGGUUUGUCGCAGGAGAUGCAGACGCUGCUCAUGCUGCUGCAGACGUCGACAGCGGAUCGGUCAGAGCAGCUGGCGGCCACAAUCGAGGUGGUCAAUCGGCACUUCAUGCACAGUUUAGGGCUGGCGGAGCCAAUGGAGGCGGCGAAGCCGCUGUCAGUGUACGGACUAGACUCGCUGGCGGCGGUGGACUUUCGGAACUGGCUGCGGCAGGAGCUGAAGGUGGUGGUCAGUACGUUGGAGGUGGUCGGGGCCAAGACACUAAGUGCCUUGUGUGAGAGAAUUUUGAGUCGGUUGCUGGAGAAUGCGGAUGCCACUGUUGGGGAAAGAGGCUGA
Molecule: messenger RNA, 6978 nt
Organism: Aspergillus costaricaensis CBS 115574
Lineage: Eukaryota; Fungi; Ascomycota; Eurotiomycetes; Eurotiales; Aspergillaceae
Product: putative PKS-like enzyme
Exons: 11
Coding region: 1-6978 (2325 amino acids)
Biological process (GO): fatty acid biosynthetic process; secondary metabolite biosynthetic process
Molecular function (GO): phosphopantetheine binding; oxidoreductase activity; fatty acid synthase activity
Source: RefSeq, a predicted model, not a curated record